This is a messenger RNA of Monodelphis domestica (gray short-tailed opossum), 939 nucleotides long. Its product is annotated as olfactory receptor 4K14-like. Gene Ontology annotation, molecular function: G protein-coupled receptor activity; olfactory receptor activity. The record is from RefSeq and is a predicted model, not a curated record. Gene Ontology annotation, cellular component: membrane. Gene Ontology annotation, biological process: G protein-coupled receptor signaling pathway. NCBI's taxonomy places the organism in Eukaryota, Metazoa, Chordata, Mammalia, Didelphimorphia, Didelphidae.
AUGGAUGAAGCAAAUAAUUCUGUGGUCUCAGAAUUUGUCCUGUUGGGUCUUUGCAAUUCACGGCAACUCCAGAUCUUCUUGUUUUUAUUGUUUUCUGUUCUUUACUUGACCAUCAUUUUAGGCAACAUCCUCAUUAUUCUCUCGGUUAUUAAUGAUCCUAAUCUCCACUCUCCUAUGUAUUUUUUAUUGGCCAAUCUCUCUUUUAUUGAUUUGUGGCUUUCUUCAGUCACAACACCAAAGAUGAUUAUAGAUUUUCUUAGAGAAAGCAAAACCAUCUCCUUUGGUGGCUGCCUGUGCCAGAUCUUCUUUGGGCAUUUUGUUGGAGGGGGUGAGAUGGUGCUGCUUGUAGCCAUGGCGUAUGACCGCUAUGUGGCCAUAUGCAAGCCACUCUACUAUACAACUAUCAUGAAUCAAAAAAGAUGCAUUGGGCUUGUGGUAAUUUCAUGGGCUGUUGGGUUUGUGCAUUCAGUGAGUCAAUUGGCUAUCAUCAUAGAUAUGACUUUCUGUGGCUCUAAAAAGAUGGACAGCUUUUUUUGUGACCUCCCAUUGGUGAUUGAACUUGCAUGUAUGGAUGCUCAUGUCCUACGACUAAUAGUAAAUAUUGAUAGUGGAAUCCUUGCCUUGAUUUGUUUUUUUCUCUUGCUGAUUUCCUAUGCCCAUAUCCUACUAACUGUCUGUCAUCACUCCAUGGAUGGAUCAACCAAGGCAUUAUCCACCUGUACUGCUCACAUUAUGGUUAUAGUGAUAUUCUUUGGACCCUGCAUCUUCAUCUAUCUGUGGCCACUCAAAAUUGCCUCAGUGGAUAAGUUUCUUGCAGUGUUUUAUACAGUCUUUACACCUCUAUUGAACCCUGCCAUAUAUACCCUGAGAAACAAAGAGAUGAAGGUUGCUUUGAAGAAAUGGGGAAGUCAGUAUGUAAACUUUAAGAGGAAUUCUUAG